Blepharisma stoltei is the source of this 1612-nucleotide messenger RNA. NCBI's taxonomy places the organism in Eukaryota, Ciliophora, Heterotrichea, Heterotrichida, Blepharismidae. The record is from the annotation of a GenBank genome assembly.
AUGAAGCUUAUACUAGUCACCUUAUUUUUUGCAGCCCUAGGGGUACAGUUUGAUGUCAAAACAGAGGGUAUAUCAGUUAUCAAGUCUGGAGAAGUCCUAAAAGAAUGAAAUCCAGAUUAUAAUUCAGGCUCUGCAUGCCAUCCUGUCCCACAAGUGCAUGAAGGUGAAGGAAUGAAUUAUCGUGAUUUCACAUUUAUAAACACAGAAAAUACCUCCCUCAGAAUAAAUAAUCUAAAAGUCGAUGCUGAUAAUCAGUCUAUUCUAAUUCCGGAUUUCACAGGUUUGGAUAAUGAAAAUUUUGGCCCUAGAGAGUCGAAAACAGUAAAAUUGAAUUAUUAUUGCACUGGAGAGCCGGGUUGGAGUGUUGUACACAUAUCGUUUACUAUUUCGAGUGAUACUGAUAAAAAUUAUGAAAUGAAAUUUGUUAAAAUUUGUGAUAGCAGCAAUAUUUCAAAUUUCGACUGGUCAAUGAUGAUUUUAUUGAUUAUUGCGAUCAUUGUGGUCGGAUUUUCUGCAUGGUCAGCUAAAAUUGUAAGAGUGCUCCCGAAUAUGCCAGAAGACGCAAAUGAGCUGCAAACAAUUCAUGCUGUAUUAUUUAUUGCGUGUGGGUCAAUAUACAUGAGCAGGCUAAAAGAGUGAAAUUGCAAUAGAUUUUUCAAUGAGAUUUGUGUGAUAGUGAAAAAAUAUUAAGAUGAUAAGACAAUUUUUAGAUAACAGAGCUAUUUAGUUCUAUAUUGACCUAUUAGCUUGAAAUUGGCCUGACAGACUUCCAAGUUGCUGAGAAUGAGAAAAUAUUAAGAUUUACCAAAACCGUGCAAAAUCUAUAUUUUUAAUAGUGCUCUUCCUAUUCAAAUCGUACCUAGAAAAUAUUUUAACUGCUAUUAUCUGUGCCGCCUCAAUCGGAGCAAUCACAUUUGUCUUAGAUUUUCUUUUUGAGUCCUGGCGCUGGGAAUCUGCCUGAACUUUCCCUUAUAUCGGCGAAGUAAAACAAAAAACUUUGGCAUUGGUAUCAGUUUCUACAACAAUUAUCCUCUUCUAUUUAUUUACCAGAAACUGAAUUCUUAACAAUAUCAUAGGAAUUUGUUAUACCUUUAUGGUGAUAAAAUCAGUCAAAAUUUCAAAUUUUAAGAUUGGAGCUUUAUUGCUAGGCCUAGCCUUUUUUUAUGAUAUUUUUUGGGUUUUUUUAUCAGAAAAAGUGUUCGGUGCUAAUGUAAUGGUGACUGUAGCCACAGGCUUGGACCUCCCAUUAAAAAUCCAGUGCCCUCAUAUACAGCCUUUGCCUAUACAAAAAACAUGUGGAAUGAUAGGAUUAGGAGAUCUAGCGUUACCAGGGUUACUUAUAGCAUACGCUUCUAGACUGGAUCAUAUUUAUCAGUCAAAUUAUUUGAGGACAAUGAUGGUUUGCUAUGCAAUUGCGCUUUUUAUGUGUACUUUUGUAUUGGCUGUUUUUCAUGCUGCACAGCCUGCUUUGUUAUAUAUUUCGCCGAUGCUUAUUUUUGGGAUGCUGAUUCAGGCAGUUAUGAGAAAAGAACUGCCUAAGGUGUGGGAAGGGCGAAGACCAACAACAAAUUUACUGCAUACAGAAGUUGCUUUACAAGAAUUUAGGGCAUAG